GUGCUGCGCCAACUCCAACCCUUCUGCUCAAGUACAUCCCUCUUGCUUCGCACUCUGUCAAUUCGAUUCAAGAAUCCUGCAGCGAUUCGUGGUCGAUUCUUUCCUUUUCUUCUAAUACCCAACAGCACACUCCUUCAUCAUGUCCUCUCGUCCCUCCUCACCCGCCAAUGGCCCCGCCGCGGCCAGCGGUUCCAGCAUCAGCCGACCUUCUUCUCCCACUCCUCCCGGCGGACCCCGAACUGCCAUCCGUCGACGUGCUGCUGCCGACCAGAAGGAGAAGCUUGCCAAUGCUAGGCCAAGCAGCACACGGGCCGCCGGCGCCGGCGGCUCCAGCAGCACCAUGCUGAGACUCUACACUGAUGAGUCUCCCGGACUGAAGGUUGACCCCGUCGUUGUUCUUGUUCUGUCUCUGGUUUUCAUCUUCAGCGUUGUUGCUCUGCACAUCAUUGCCAAGAUCAGCCGCAAGUUCUCGAGCUGAACGACUUUUCAUGCAUGGGAAAUUCUAAGUGAUGUGGAAAGAGGGGGGAGAGAGAGAAAGAGUGGUGUACCAUUUGGAGGGAAAACGGUUCCAAGAACGGCGCAGGUUUCUAUAAAAUACCAUAUCUAGCUGCCACGAGGCUGACUGCGGAGGAAAAGGGCUCUCACGUGUGGAUGUAUGGAUUCGGUAGAUCCAUUCUGCCCACCCUAAUCACCAUGGAGUCUGAGCGACCAUGACAUUUUUUUUUGUAUUAUAUGAGCAACAAGGUUAUUCCAAUUUUCGUAUGCGGUUUUUUCCGUCUAUCCAAGUCU
Trichoderma atroviride IMI 206040 is the source of this 789-nucleotide messenger RNA. RefSeq lists its product as uncharacterized. Gene Ontology annotation, molecular function: guanyl-nucleotide exchange factor activity. NCBI's taxonomy places the organism in Eukaryota, Fungi, Ascomycota, Sordariomycetes, Hypocreales, Hypocreaceae. The record is from RefSeq and is a predicted model, not a curated record. Gene Ontology annotation, biological process: post-translational protein targeting to membrane, translocation; SRP-dependent cotranslational protein targeting to membrane, translocation. Gene Ontology annotation, cellular component: Sec61 translocon complex; membrane.